AUGCGCAGAAGACAGCUUCGUUUCCACCUCCUGAUGACUGCCGUGGCCGUGGUCAUAGUGCUAGUUACCAGAAAUAAACUGGGGAAGGAUCUUGACCUAAUGCGAUGGCUUAACACGGUCCACUCGAUAACCGUUCGAGAUACCUACGGAAGUCAGGUGCCACUCCAAAGUUUUGCCGGCCAAGUAAUGCUCAUCGUGAACAUAGCAUCCAGAUGCGGUCUUACUACUUCCCAGUACGAUGGCCUUCGCCAACUUGUGGAGAAAUACGAGGACCGAGGAUUGAGCGUUCUCAACUUUCCCUGCAACCAGUUUGGUGGUCAAAUGCCGGAAUCUGAUGGCCAGGAGGUGCUGAACCAUCUGCGCAGCCAUGGAGCCAAUAUAGGACACCUGUUCGCCAAGAUAGAUGUUAAGGGACCCAAAGCAGAUCCGCUCUACAAGCUGCUAACCCGCCAGAAGCCCGAUAUAGAGUGGAAUUUUGUCAAGUUUUUGGUUGACCGCGAGGGGGCUAUCUACAAAAGGUAUGGCGCUGACUUAGAGCCAGUGGCUCUGGCUGAUGACAUAGAGCUGCUGCUCGGCAGAUGAGUCCGAAUAAAUAAGGCAACGUGCGCUUUUCUGCUCAGUGGCUCUCAUAACUGCGACAA
Molecule: messenger RNA, 641 nt
Organism: Drosophila ficusphila
Lineage: Eukaryota; Metazoa; Arthropoda; Insecta; Diptera; Drosophilidae
Product: probable phospholipid hydroperoxide glutathione peroxidase
Exons: 2
Coding region: 1-582 (193 amino acids)
Biological process (GO): response to oxidative stress
Molecular function (GO): glutathione peroxidase activity
Source: RefSeq, a predicted model, not a curated record